Molecule: messenger RNA, 3943 nt
Organism: Seriola dumerili (greater amberjack)
Lineage: Eukaryota; Metazoa; Chordata; Actinopteri; Carangiformes; Carangidae
Gene: hipk1a
Product: homeodomain-interacting protein kinase 1-like
Exons: 16
Coding region: 265-3705 (1146 amino acids)
Biological process (GO): peptidyl-serine phosphorylation; smoothened signaling pathway; peptidyl-threonine phosphorylation
Cellular component (GO): nucleus; cytoplasm; PML body
Molecular function (GO): protein serine/threonine kinase activity; ATP binding; protein tyrosine kinase activity
Source: RefSeq, a predicted model, not a curated record
UCGGUCUGUUUAGACGACAGCGCUCAUUAUGAUGAUAUGUGAUCUCUGUGAGCGGCAUCAUGCACAUGUUGCUCGCCUGACACGCGAUGUGACUGCGGUAUCGGGUCAGGUAUGACUCGGAUGCUUGUAGCUAGCUAGCUGUUAGCUUAGUCAGCCCUCAUCCUCCCUGCUACCUGCUACGGUCAGAGCUCCAGCUCCAGCUAGCAGCUCAGCUGAUCAGCUGCAGCACCACACCGAGCCCGGAGACAACAUGACGAGGCCCUAAUGUCAGAUCGGCGACGGUGUGUUCAGGCAUCAAAUACAGACAUGGCGUCGCAGCUCCAGGUGUUCUCCUCUCCCUCUGUGUCCUCCAGUGCCUACUCUCGUUCAAAGAGGCUCAAAGUGGAGAACCCUGCCUGGGAUGUGUCCAACCAGCUGGGAGACAAUGGUUACUACCAACAGAGCCCCACCCAGGGAGCUGUACCCUCCACUUCUGGCUCUAACUUCAAUCCAGUGUACAACCCCAACCAGGUGCAUCCGCCGACUGCAGGCUCCCGGGAGCAGACAGUGGUGCGGGCAGCAGACAGCACAGGUAGCCUUCGCGGACCUCCCUCCUCCUCCUCGUCCUCCUCCUCUAGCCGUCGCGUCAAGGAUGCGGAGUCCUCCUCCCAGCCGUGUGACCUCUACCACAAGCAGUACAGCUUGAAGCGGAAAAGCGAGGAGGUGGACAGCAGCGACAGCGUCCAGAUACUGGAGGAGCUCUCGGCCCCCGUGGUCUCAAACCGCACUGGUGGUGGAGGGGGGACCACCACAGCUCAGUCCAUAGCACAUUCCACAUCUACCACAAAGAGCAGCAACUCCCACAGUGAGGGCGACUACCAGCUGGUCCAGCAUGAGAUCCUGUGCUCCAUGUCCAACAGCUACGAGGUGCUCGAGUUCCUGGGACGCGGUACCUUCGGCCAGGUGGCAAAAUGCUGGAAACGAGGCACAAAUGAGAUAGUGGCUAUUAAAAUCUUGAAGAACCAUCCCUCUUAUGCUCGGCAAGGUCAAAUAGAAGUUAGCAUCCUCAGCAGGCUGAGCACAGAGAACGCCGACGAAUUCAACUUUGUCCGCUCGUACGAGUGUUUCCAGCACAAGAACCACACGUGCCUUGUGUUUGAGAUGCUGGAGCAGAACCUUUACGACUUCCUGAAGCACAGCAAGUUCAGCCCCCUGCUGCUCAAGUGCAUUCGGCCCAUUCUGCAGCAGGUCGCCACAGCGCUGAUGAAGCUGAAAAGCCUGGGGCUGAUCCACGCCGACCUGAAGCCUGAAAACAUUAUGCUGGUGGAUCCUUUGAGGCAGCCGUACAGAGUGAAAGUCAUUGAUUUUGGCUCCGCCAGCCACGUGUCCAAAGCGGUUUGCUCCACCUACCUGCAGUCACGAUACUACAGAGCUCCAGAGAUCAUUCUGGGCCUUCCUUUCUGCGAGGCCAUCGACAUGUGGUCUUUGGGAUGUGUCAUUGCUGAGCUGUUUUUGGGAUGGCCCCUUUAUCCUGGAGCCUCAGAGUACGAUCAGAUACGUUACAUUUCCCAGACACAGGGCCUUCCAGCAGAGUACCUGCUGAGUGCAGGGACUAAGACCAGUCGCUUUUUCAACAGAGGCCCAGACUCGAGCUACCCCCUCUGGAGACUGAAAACACCCGCAGAGCAUGAGGCAGAGAUGGGGAUCAAGUCAAAGGAGGCAAGAAAAUACAUCUUCAACUGUCUUGACGAUAUGAUGCAGGUGAACAUGACGAGCCUGGAGGGGACGGACAUCUUGGCGGAGAAGGCUGACAGACGGGAGUUCAUAGACCUGCUGAAGAAGAUGCUGACGCUUGACGCGGACAAACGGAUCACUCCCAUGAAGACUCUGAACCACCCCUUUGUUACCAUGACGCACCUGCUGCACUUCCCUCACAGCUCACACGUGAAGUCCUGCUUCCAAAACAUGGAUAUAUGCAAACGCAGAUGCAGCGCCUUUGAGAAUGGAAAAAACAUGUUUGCCAGCAACAAUACCCCAAGUGCUGCCACCAAUCUCACUGUCACCUUUAGUAGCCAACUAAACCAGCACAAUCAGAUGGCCUCUACAGGAGGCCAGUCCCUGUCCCUCAGCAGUAACGUCCCGUUGCUGAACUACCAGCCCGGCCUCUACCAGCAGGCCACCAUAAACAUCCCGGGCCUGACCCAGCAGGGUGUACCCCUGCAGACCAGACCCACCCAGCUCUGCACCCAGACUGAACCCUUCCAGCAAACGCUCAUAGUUUGCCCUCCGACCAUCCAGGGUCUUCAAACAUCCAAUAAGCCCUCUGGUUAUCCGGUGAGGAUGGACAACUCAGUACCCUUAGUCCCUCAGAACCAGUCGUCCCAGUCUCUUCACAUCCAGCCCGGCAUGCUGGCACAGCAGGGCUGGCCAGCAGGCACACAGCAGAUCCUCAUCCCUUCCACAUGGCAGCAGAUGCCAGGCAUGGCCAUCCACAACCCUGGGCAGACCGUAGUGCCUGACUCACCUAUGGGAGCCCCGGUCUCUGACAGUCAACAAGCUUCUGGCUGGAGGGGUCGUCACGGCAGCCAGUACGAUGGCGCCAGCCAGCAGGACUCUGGUGUUGGCCGUCACGCUGCCUCCCAAAACCACAACUCAGGGGCCGCUCACUCAAGAGCCCAACAGGGCAAGAGGUCAAAGGCUCGACAUGCUGAGAGCAGAGCCAGGCCUGUGUCAUCGGUGCAAUCAGCCGCCACUGUGGUCCACAAUACUUUUGCUGGUGACCAGUCUCAGCCCAUCGUCAUCUCUGACACACCCAGUCCCGCUGUCAGCAUCAUCACCAUCCACAGCGACUCAGAAGAUGAGGAUGACAGGAAGUUCCCCGCUGCAUGCUCUGGAACGAGCCAGAGGACCAACGUGAUCAGCUGUGUGACAGUACACGACUCCCAUGACUCUGAUUCCUCCACCAGCAGCCCCCUCAGCCCCAAGACCACCUCACAGCCCACCAAGUCUCUGGCCAUUAUCAUGCCCUCUGUGAAGAGCCAGCCUGGAGAGAGCACAACCCAUAAAGCUCCAGCAGCUCCAGAACAAGCUACAAGUGGCUCUGGAAAGUCCAAGAAGGGGUCGACUCAGCAGUCAAGUCGGCCAGCAGAGUCCAACACUGAUCGCCACCAACGGGCCGCAUCCAGCAGAUCUCAGCCUCUUAACCUGAGUCAGGUACAGCAGUCUGUGAUGUCAUCCUCUCAUGACCAAACAGGAAGCAGUAGUUCCCUGAGGCGGCAGCCCACGUACCCCCCUCCCGUCCCCUCCCACUCAUCCUACCGGCUUCACGAGAACGCCCUCUUCAGCUCGACCCCCAACCUGUACGCCUACCCGGCCUCUGCCGCCCUGGCCUCCGUGUCCCAAGCUGUGGACCAGAUGCAAGGUGGCUCAUCCCGCCACAGCAGAGCGAGCGGGGCGUAUUCCUCCCUGGCGCUGCUCCAGAAGAACGGCAGCUUAGCCCUGGGGGGGUCUGCUCCGGGACAGUACGGCAACCAACAACAACAACAACAACAACAACAACAACAACAACAGCCGCAGCAGCAGCAGCCACAGCAGCAGCAGCCGCAGCAGCAGCAGCAGCAGCAGCAGCAGCAACAGCAGCAGCAGCAACAUCAGCUGGCAGGGCAGCCUUUCCACCGCUCCAGUGCUGCUUACCAACGAAAACUCAACCAGUAUCCCUACCUGUAAAGACUGACUGACUGAGGGCUGAUUGAGACAGAAGCUCUGCACGAAGACCAAAUGAAGACCGAGACUAGAGAGGAGCACAAGCUCAUGACAGGCGGCUGUGACUGGACUUGUUUUCAACUCAACUUUUUACUUUCCCUGCACUGUCCAGUCUUUGUUUUUAGAACUUUCUCUGAUUAUUUUGGAUAAAAUAAUCACAGGAUGUAUUUAUAUUUUAAUCAUGAUAAUUUUUUUUUUUUUU